AUGUCUUUUCAAAUUCCUUCUAGGCAGACUUCAGUUUUUCAAUUAAGGAGACAUGUAGGGAGGAAGUUGGAAGAUAUCCUGGAUACUUUUGCUGACAGAGUUUCUAAACCACGCCUUUAUCUGACUGAUAAGAUGCAAAUCGCCCUUGCUGGUGGUUUGGGUCAUGGUGUGGCCCAUGCUGUCUUUUUUUGUCUAAGCCUGUUGACACCUGCGUUUGGUAAGGCAACAUUUUACGUUGAGAGGUGCUCAUCGAUGCCAUUUUUUCUCGUCUCUGCUAUCAUUUGUCUAGCGUUUGUUACCAUCCACACGUUCUCCAUGGUUAUAGCUUUCAAUGGGUACGCAGAAGGGAACAAAUCAGACCAAAUAUUCGUCCCAGCAGUUCAUCUAAUUGCAGCAUCAAUGGUUAGUAUAAUACCUUGA
This is a messenger RNA of Papaver somniferum (opium poppy), 420 nucleotides long. Its product is annotated as gamma-secretase subunit APH1-like. Lineage: Eukaryota; Viridiplantae; Streptophyta; Magnoliopsida; Ranunculales; Papaveraceae. Gene Ontology annotation, biological process: positive regulation of catalytic activity; protein processing. Gene Ontology annotation, cellular component: membrane; endoplasmic reticulum; gamma-secretase complex. The record is from RefSeq and is a predicted model, not a curated record. The coding region runs from base 1 to 420 and encodes 139 amino acids. The transcript is spliced from 4 exons. Gene Ontology annotation, molecular function: protein-macromolecule adaptor activity.